Messenger RNA from Papaver somniferum (opium poppy), 1176 nucleotides. RefSeq lists its product as uncharacterized. The record is from RefSeq and is a predicted model, not a curated record. Lineage: Eukaryota; Viridiplantae; Streptophyta; Magnoliopsida; Ranunculales; Papaveraceae. The transcript is spliced from 4 exons. The coding region runs from base 1 to 1176 and encodes 391 amino acids.
AUGGGCAGUCGUGGUGCUGGUGCUAGUGCUGGUGUGGGUGCUAGUCAACUAGUUUCUCAGAAUCAGACAAAGAGAAAGAGGAUAAGCCAAAGUAAUAGUAGAGGUCCAAUUGAUUUAUAUAUGAAGACAGACCACCAAAAAACUCAACAGGCCACUCUUGAAAGAGACUCAGCUGUGAAAGAGAAGUUAAUGAAGACUGCAUGGAAAUGCAUUUCAGCUUGGAUGACUGAGAAUUCAGUAUCAUUUAACACUGUUCGUUGCCCAAGUUUCAAAGAAAUGAUAUAUGCAAUAGGCGACUAUGGGAAAGCUAUGCCCCCACCAUCUUACCAUCAGAUUCGUACGAAUCUUUUCAAGGACCGGUUAGUAGAAAUGAAGAAAUUUGUUGAUACAUUUAGGGAACAUUGGAAGAGGUUUGGAUGUUCUAUCAUGUCUGAUGGCUGGACAGACGGGAAAAAGCGACAUCUUAUUAACUUUUUGGUGAAUUGUCCGAAAGGGACAGUUUUUUUGAAGUCUGUGGAUGCGUCAAACAGAACCACUGAUGCUGAUUUUAUACGUGGGCUUGUAAAAGAGGUAAUUAACGAUGUUGGGGAAGAAAAUAUAGUUCAGUUCAUUACCGAUAAUGGUUCAAAUUUUAAAAAGGCAGGGAAAGAUUUAAUGCUUGAAUACCCAAAUAUGUUUUGGACUCCUUGUGGUGCUCAUUGUGUUCAGUUGAUGCUAGAAGAACUUGGUGGCAAGCUUCCACGAAUCAAGACAGCCGUCAUUCUAGGUAAGAGACUCGUUACAUAUAUUUAUGCUCAUUUUCAAGUAUUAAGCUUAAUGAGGGAUAUGAUCGGUGGUGAAUUACAUAGGUCUACAAAGACUAGAUUUGCAACUCAGUACUACACACUAGAAAGUCUUGCAAAGUAUAAAACCCAUUUGCAAAUAAUGUUUGUGAAUGAUAAGUGGUUGAAAAUGAGAGUGCUAAAGCCUUUGGUUAAGGUUGUAAGGUUAGUGGAUAUCGAGCGCAAACCUACAAUGCCUUGUUUUUAUGAAGCAAUGAGGAUAGCAAGGGAGAAACUCGAGGAGAAUUUCAGUCAAGAUGAUAGUACUUGGGCUAAAUCAAAAGGGGACUUCAUACAGCAAUGCAAAGGCUUAUUCCCAAUGAAGAAGAUCUUGAGAAAGCUACAACUGAAUUGA